Molecule: messenger RNA, 1242 nt
Organism: Candida dubliniensis CD36
Lineage: Eukaryota; Fungi; Ascomycota; Pichiomycetes; Serinales; Debaryomycetaceae
Exons: 1
Coding region: 1-1242 (413 amino acids)
Molecular function (GO): FMN binding; NADPH dehydrogenase activity
Source: RefSeq, a predicted model, not a curated record
AUGACAAAUUCUAGUCCAUUAAAAGAUUCCUUAGUAUUUCAACCAAUCAAAGUCGGUGACAAAACCCUUUCUAACAGAAUUGUUUAUUGUCCAACUACAAGAUUCAGAGCGGCCAAAGGGAAUGAAGAACCAACAUAUCGUCAUGUUCCCCUGGAUUUAAUGCUUAAAUAUUAUUCUGAUCGUGGUCAAUAUCCUGGAACUUUACUUAUUACUGAAGCCACAUUAAUUUCUAAUCGUGGUGGAGGUUAUGAUGGAUGUCCAAAAAUUUCUACUCAAGAAGAAACCAAAUCUUGGAAAAAAAUAGUUGAUGGUGUUCAUGAUAAAGGAUCAUUUUUAUCUUGUCAAUUUUGGUUUUUGGGUAGAGUUGGUUAUCCAAAGUUAUUGAAACAUCGUAAAUUGGAUUAUUUGGCACCAUCACCAAUUUAUGAAAAUGAAACUCAUAAAACCCAAGCAGAAAAAAUAGGAUUACCAUUACGUGAAGUGACUGAACAAGAAAUUCAUGAUAUUAUUCAUAAAGAUUAUACAAUUGCUGCUAAAAAUGCUAUUGCUGCUGGAUUUGAUUUUAUAGAAUUACAUGGAGCUCAUGGUUAUUUUAUUGAUCAAUUUUUACAUGAAUGUUCUAAUCAAAGAACCGAUAAAUAUGGAGGUAAUAUUGAAAAUAGAUGUAGAUUUGUUUUAGAAUUAAUUGAUCAUUUAAUUACUAUUGUUGGUGCUCAUAAAUUAGCUAUAAGAUUAUCACCAUGGGCAGAAGUUCAAGGAAUUAUAGAAGAAGAAAGUCCAAUUCCAACAUUUUCUUAUUUAAUUAAUGAAUUACAAAAACGUGCUGAACAAGGUAAUCAAUUGGCUUAUUUAUCAAUUGUAGAACCAAGAGUUCAAGGAACAAUUAAUGCUGAUAUCAAAACUAUGAAAGGUAAUAAUAAAUUUGUUGGAGAAAUUUGGAAAGGAAUUUUACUUAGAGCUGGUAAUUAUACUUAUGAUGCACCAGAAUUUAAAGAAAUUAUGGCUGAUACUGCUAAUAAUAGAACUUUGGUGGGAUUUUCAAGAUUUUUUAUUUCUAAUCCUGAUUUGGUUCUGAAAUUAAAAAAUAAUCCAAAUUCAUUAAUUAAAUAUGAUAGAAAAUUAUUUUAUGAACAAUUUAAUUGGGGAUAUAAUACUUAUGGACAAGAUCAACCUGUUGAUGAAGAAAAAGAAAGAAAAAAAUUCCCAAAAAUUAUUGGUAACAUAGAUGAAGCUAGAUUGUAG